Passer domesticus (house sparrow) is the source of this 2554-nucleotide messenger RNA. Its product is annotated as collagen alpha-1(I) chain-like. Lineage: Eukaryota; Metazoa; Chordata; Aves; Passeriformes; Passeridae. The record is from RefSeq and is a predicted model, not a curated record. The transcript has 3 exons. Bases 1 to 1101 code for a protein of 366 amino acids.
AUGAAGAAUUGGGAGGCAGUAUUUUCAGCAACUUCAACAAUAUACAUAAGCUGUAUUGGGUCGCACAGAGGAGUGGCACGGUGCUACCUGUUUGCAGCCAAACAGGAGCGGACUUUACAGCGCAGCUUUAGGGAAGCGCGCGUUCACAGCGCUGAGCUGCGCUUCACGGGCACCCGGGAGACACUUUCCAUCAACAACGCCACGGGUCUGGCAGGCGGCCCCUUCCUGCAGGUGCCGGUGGCUAUUCCGGGAGCGCUGGGGCGGCGCGGGCCCCCCUCCCGCCGGGCUCUGCGGGCACCGCCGCGCCACGCGGCCUCACGCACGGGGGCGGCGCGGCGCGGCCCGGCCCGGGCUCCCGGGGCGGCCGCGGGGCGGAGGCCGCGCUCUGACGGCACCGGGGAGCGGGGGGGGCGGGCGCGUUCCCGCAGGCGCGCCCCCGCGGGCGGCGGGCACGCGCUCCCGCCGGUGACGCGGCGCUCCCGGCCCGGCCGCGCCGCCGCCCUCGCCCCCCCCCCGCACCCCCCGCCCGCGCACGCGCCACCGCCCGCACGUGCGCCGGCAGGUGCGCGGCGGCGCCCCCGCCCCCCCCCCGGGAGCCCCCCCCGCGCCCGGCGGGGCCCGGCCGCCGCUCCGGACGGGGCUGGGGGGGAAACGGCGGCUCCGCGGCCGCCGGUACGGCGGGGCGCAUCCGGCGGGCAGGGCGGGGAAGGGGCCUGUCUCUUUAAGAAGAGGCCCGGCUGCUGCGGCCGCCGGUCGGCGCGGGGGGUGAAGCCGCGGCCUGCCCAGCCGGCGCCCCCAGUGCCGCCUCCAGUAGCCCCGGCCCGGCGUGCCCUUGCGCGGUGGCCGCGGUGGCUCACCUGGGUAGCGGGCCCGGCGGCGACGCGGCGGCGGCGGCGGGGGGCUGGGGGUGUCUCCGGGGCUCGCUCCCCCGCUUGCUCCACCCGGCCUCUCGCCCCGCGUUGCCGGGGCUGGCGUUGCCUGUCUCCUGCCGCGGGGCGCUCCCGGCUCCUGCCUCGCCAAGAUGGCGCCCGCGCUGGUGCUGAGGAGGAGGCGGCGGCUGCGGGCGCUGGGACGGCGGCGGCGGCCACUUUCGCUCACUGAGAGGAGAGGAGCAGGGACACGGGGAGCCAUGGCGGGGGGGAGGAGAGGCGCCAUGCCCAGGCCUGAUCAAUCGAUCCCCGCAUGCCUCUCCGCCGCCCCGGCCCCGCGCCUGGGCCCCCCCGCCCCGUCCGCGCCGCCGUGGCCGCCGCACGGACCCCACGCCCGCACCGCGGGGCUCGGCCCCGCAGGGACCCCGCGGGGGGCCCUUCCUCAUCGAUGCGCUCCUGCGGCCGAUUGGUAGGGUCUGGCGGUGACGGAAAUUGCCGAAGGGACUCGGCCAGACGGCCGGGUGAGCCAGCGAGUCUCGCGCGAGGCGGGGCGGGGUCUCGCGAUGCUGGCGCGGGGAGGCGGGUGCGUCCCGGAAGUGACGCGCGCUCGCCCUUGAGGCGGCGCGGGGCCGCUCGCUGCCGGCGCGGCGGGAGCCCGGCCCGGCCCGGCCCGGGUGCGUGCCGCCGAGGCCGCCCGCCGCAGCCAGGCGCCUUGUGCCGGCCUGGCAGCCCCCGCAGAUGACGAGAGCGGUGAGGGGCUGGCGGCGCUGGACGCGGGGCGCUGUCAGGGUUAACACGUGCGGGCAUUCGUGGGGCUCCGUGCCUGCUGCCGCUUCGCUCUGUCAUGCGCUGGGAGCUGCAGUGGAGCAGCUCCGGAGGAAAUAGGCCUGAAGGUUAUUGCGAACAUAGCCGUAAACGCGGUGUGGCCAUCAGGUGUUCAGCACCGCUGCCUCCCAAAACCCAUUAACCAGCACACUUAGAGCAAAUCCUUAAGUGGGUGAUUAAGCCAGAUCACCUUCUGCACAGCGCUAAAAAUCGGUGUUUCAUACUAAGCUGUGUCACUCCAGCGCUCAGGAGGUACCAGUGUCCUGGUUUGGGCUAGAAGGAGUUAAUUCCUCAGCGGCUGGGACAGUACUGAGUUUUGCAUGCAGAAUAAAAAACCUGAUGUUUUGAGUUUCACUAAAUCGAGUUUAUCCUAAGUCAGAGACUUGUCCUGUCUCAUCCUCUGCCACUGAGAGGGAAAUCUUGAGGGUGCACAGCCAGGACGGCUGACCUGAACUGAGCAGAGGGAUAUUCCAUACCACAGGACAUCAUGCCCAGUAUAACCGAGGGCAGCUGCUUGGAAAUGAGGCCGAUCUGGAAUUAGCAUAGGUACUGCAUCAACAAGAAUGCUGCAUUAUCUCUUUUGGCUGCUGUGGACCACUGGCAAUACUUUACUGUUGCUCGUAAAUCAGACACAGGCACAUGCAAUGAUGCAGAAGUCUGAAAUCAAGCACUCCUGAAUAUGUUGAAGACCACGAGGAUGAUCUGACCCUAGUAGGAGCUCAUUUAGUCAGAAAGUGAUUCUGGUAUUUUGCCACUCCACAUUUGAAGUUUAAAUAUGUAUUGCAAGCAGAUUUCAAAUAAAGUAGAAGAAACUUUUUAUUUGUGUGAUCUACCCACAAGAUAUAGAAACAACAGAAAAU